AUGAAGGGUAGGUCUUAUAUUGGUGUUUUGGUUCUCAUUGUUUGUCUUAAUUCACUUUUAGUGAAAUAUCACUCAUAUUUUUCAGACGAAGAAGAUAAGAUUUAUAUUAUCUAUACGGACAAUACAAGAAACAAUGAAACAUCUCUAUUACUUCACUACAAAAGUUUGCUUCAGCAAGUUACAAAAAGACACCUGCCAAAAACAAUACUUCAAUACUACAAGAAGAGUUUCAGCGUUUUUGUAGCCAAGCUUACGAAAGAAGAAGCCAACAAAAUGGCCGGACUCAAAGGAGUGGUGUCUGUUUUUCUUAAUCAAAAGAGAAUUUGGCCGGAAUCUUCUAGUUUCGAUGAUAAAGGUUUUGGUCCGCUACAUACCAAAUGGAACGACAGUUGCAUCGCUUUUAAUUUUUCUUGCAACAGAAAAAUCAUUGGAGCUAAGUAUUACUUAUCAACUUCAAAUGAACCGUUGAGCCAAGCAGAUUUUGAAUCUCCAAGAGAUUCAAAGGGACAUGGAACUCAUACAGCAUCAACUGCUGCAGCUGGGAACCCAGUUACCAUAGCAAGCAUGCUAGGACUUGCACAAGGAACAACAAGAGUUGCAAUCCCGUCUGUACGCACUUUCGUAUACAAAGUUUGCUGGUCUACUGGAUGCUUUGAUGAAAGUAUUCAUGCCGCAUUUGACGAAGCAGUUCUUGAUGGGGUUGAUAUAUUAUCAGUAUCACUUAGAUCUGAUUCAAUAGACAACACCAAUCAUUUUAAGGAUGUAAUUUCUAUUGGAGCAUUCCAUGCAAUGCGUCAAGGAGUACUUACGGUAGUGGCAGGAGGAAACUUCGGUCCACGCCCUGCAUCCUUACAUAAUCUGUCACCAUGGACGAUUGUUGUUGGUGCUAGUACGUUAGAUAGAAGAUUUAUCACCGCGGUCAAAUUAGGAGACAAUAGAACAUAUGAGGGUGUCUCACUAAAUGCAUUUGAUCUUGAGGAAACAUUAUACCCUAUAAUAUUCGGAGGAGAUGCAUCAAACACAAUAUUAGACGUGUUUCGACGUAAAUCCAGGUUUUGGAAGUUAAACAACACCUUAGAUGUAAGACUGGUGAAGGGUAAAAUAGUUUUAUGUGAAGGAAAGGAAGGAGUUGAAGAAGCCUUCAGAGUGGGUGCUAUUGGUAUCUUGAUGUAUGGUCCCACUUUACCAGAAAAGGCACUGUCUUAUCCCUUACCUGCAUGCUUUCUUCAAACCAAAGAUGUCACCGGUAUAUUUAAAUACAUUAGUUCGACAAGGAAUCCAGUUGCCACAAUAUUGAAGACAUAUGAGUUAAACGAUACGUUGGCACCUGUGCCCGAUUUAAUUGCUCCAGGCGUAAAUAUUUUAUCUAGUUGGCCUUCAAAUCUCUCUAUCUCGGAUAUUCUUGGCGAGACUAGAAAAUCGGAGUUUAAUAUUAAAUCAGGAACAUCAAUGUCUUGUCCACAUGUAUCUGGAGCAGCAGCGUACGUCAAGUCAUUUCAUCCUACAUGGUCGCCUGCUGCUAUCCGCUCGGCUUUAAUGACAACUGCUAAAAAGAUGAGUCCUGUUAAUAAUAGAGAUGCGGAAUUUGGUUAUGGAGCGGGGGAAGUUGAUCCAGUUAAAGCAUUACAUCCUGGUUUAGUAUAUGAUGCUGAUGAAGAGGAUUAUAUUAAACUUUUAUGUGGCCAUGGCUUCAAUACAACCGCUGCUCUACAAUUAAUCACGGGAGAUAAUAGCAGUUGCUCGGAAAUAACACCAGGAUCAGCAAGAGACUUGAACUAUCCAUCCUUUGUUUUAAAAGCUGCACAUCCUAAACAACAUGUCAGUGGAAGAUUUCAUAGAAUUGUCACCAACGUUGGAACACCAUUCUCUACAUAUAGAGCAAUUGUGACAGCUCCAAGAGGAUUACAUAUUUAUGUGAUACCUAGUGUUUUGUCAUUCACUUCACUAGGAGAAAACCAUACAUAUGUUGUCAUUGUUGAUGGAGUUUUGAAGAAAUCAAUGGUAUCAGCUUCUCUGACUUGGGAUGAUGGAUAUUUCAAUGUUAGAAGUCCCAUUGUUAUUUUCGACGAACGAGCCGAGAGGGUUGCAACAUCUUCAACUUUAAGAAAUGUUGUUAUUAUUACCGUUGUUGUUAUUUUUUUUAGUUUUGCUAUUAUUAUUAUUAGAUAUAAGGAAUUGUGUAUUUUUCUAUAA
Vicia faba (fava bean) is the source of this 2193-nucleotide messenger RNA. The record is from the annotation of a GenBank genome assembly. Lineage: Eukaryota; Viridiplantae; Streptophyta; Magnoliopsida; Fabales; Fabaceae.